This is a messenger RNA of Sphaeramia orbicularis (orbiculate cardinalfish), 3075 nucleotides long. RefSeq names its product sodium- and chloride-dependent GABA transporter 2-like. Gene Ontology annotation, biological process: nitrogen compound transport; amino acid transport; sodium ion transmembrane transport. Gene Ontology annotation, molecular function: gamma-aminobutyric acid:sodium:chloride symporter activity. NCBI's taxonomy places the organism in Eukaryota, Metazoa, Chordata, Actinopteri, Kurtiformes, Apogonidae. The transcript has 16 exons. Gene Ontology annotation, cellular component: plasma membrane; cell projection. The coding region runs from base 154 to 1839 and encodes 561 amino acids. The record is from RefSeq and is a predicted model, not a curated record.
GCUGUGUGCUCUAGAUGAAAGAUCUGAGUGCUGAAGGAACCAAAGAGACUGAGGUUGGGAAACACCAAACUGUGCUUCAUGCCAACAGGCUGUGGAAUCUGUUGCUCAAGUUUUUUCACCUGCAUGUCAUUCAGCUGCAGGUGACUGAUCCAAAUGGAGACGCAGAAGAGAGGCCAGUGGGCCAAUAAGAGGGAGUUCCUGCUGGCAGUCGUUGGAGAAAUCAUCGGCCUGGGAAACGUUUGGAGAUUUCCAUACCUCUGCUUCAAAAAUGGAGGAGGUGUUUUCCUGGUGCCUUACGUGUUGUUCCUGGUCACCUGUGGAAUCCCCAUAUUUUUCCUGGAGGUGUCAAUGGGACAGUUAACAGGUCAAGGUGGAAUCACAUGCUGGAGGAAAAUAUGUCCUUUAUUUGAAGGUUUAGGUUAUGGGAGUCAAGUGAUCAUGCUUUACACUGUGAUGUAUUAUAUCGUCAUCCUGGCCUGGGCCUUCCUCUACCUCUUCUCUUCCUUCACCUCUGAACUCCCCUGGGCCAGAUGCAACAACACCUGGAACACAGACGACUGCAUUGACAAUCAUCUGAAUCGAUCGUCAAAUGGCUUCGUUUUUGAGAAUGCAACAUCUUCAGUGGAAGAAUUCUGGCAGAGACGAGUACUGGGUUUGUCUGGAGGACUGGAGGAGGUCGGGAGUGUCCGCUGGGAUCUGGCUGGAUGCCUGCUGCUCAGCUGGAUCGUCUGUUACUUCUGCAUCUGGAAAGGAGUGAAGUCUUCAGGAAAAGUUGUGUACUUUACAGCCACCUUCCCCUAUGUGAUGAUGACUGCGCUGCUCAUCCGUGGUCUGACUUUGCCAGGAGCCAUGGAUGGGAUUUGGUUUUACCUCUCCCCUGAUCCCACCCGUCUGACUGAUCCUCAGGUGUGGAUGGACGCUGGGAGUCAGAUUUUGUUCUCCUACGCUGUGUGCACUGGUUGUUUGGCAUCUUUGGGAAGUUACAACAAAUAUGACAACAACUGCUAUAAAGAUGCUUUUGCCCUCUGCCUCUUAAACAGUUUAACCAGUUUUGUAGCCGGUUUUGCAAUCUUCUCUGUCCUUGGCUUCAUGUCAUAUGAGUUGGGUGUGGAUAUUUCAACGGUGGCUGAAUCAGGUCCUGGUCUGGCCUUCAUUGCGUAUCCUCGUGCAGUCGCCAUGAUGCCUUUACCUCAACUAUGGGCUGCGUUCUUCUUCAUCAUGAUUAUCUUCCUUGGAUUGGACAGUCAGUUUGUGUAUCUGGAAGGUUUGGUCACAUCUAUAUCAGACAUGUAUCCAUCGUUUUUCUUCGCUGGUCAUCGUCGUAAACUCCUCCUGCUGAUCAUCUGUGGACUUUCUCUGCUCAUUGGUCUGAGCAUGGUCACUGAGGGAGGACUUUAUGUGUUCCAGCUUUUUGACUAUUACGCCUGCAGUGGAAUCCCACUGAUGGUUUUUGCCAUUUUGGAGACACUUUGUAUAGGAUGGAUUUAUGGAGCUGAUCAUUAUUACAAUAAUGUUGCUGACAUGAUCGGCUACCGCCCGUGGCCGUACAUGAAAUACUGUUGGAGGUUCAUCACUCCAGCUGUGUCUACGGGCAUAUUGCUUUUCUCUCUGGUGAACUUCACCCCUCUGCGAUACAACAACACCUACCAGUACCCCUGGUGGGGUUAUGCUCUGGGGCUUUUCCUGGCCUUCUCUUCAGUGUUCAUGGCUCCUCUGUGGUUUCUUUACAGUUUGGCUGUGACUCCAGGAACACUGAGAAAGAGACUCAAAGUGCUGACCACUCCAUCAGAAAAACUGAGCCGGGCCGUGCCAGUUCCUCUUAGCUUAACCGGAUCUUAAAGUGAAACUUAACAGAUAAUCAUGACGUGUAUCAGAUACGGAGGAAAAAGACCUAGUAUCUGGACGUUAAAACAUAUCGAUGACCAAAAUACAAAACCUUCUAUUUGAAAAAUCACUUUUUCAGGAAACAAAAAAAAAAACGUGGAUCCUGGAAGAUUCUGUUGGGUUUCUGUAAAUUGGCUUAGAGUCUAGUUUUGACCAACUCUAUAUGUAAAGAGUCAUGAAAUAAGUUUUGUUAUAAUUUGGUGCUAUAUAAAUAAAAUUUGAUUGAUUGAUGGUUUAGUUUUAUUAUCGUAUGGUCUUUGUUGCUGUCGUCAGGUGACCUUCAUGUCAUAGGAAAGGGCAGGAUUAUCUUGUAGAUCGACUGAAAAUGUGGAGUCAUCCUUGUUCUCACCAUUUAAUGUGAAAACUCAAAAUCUAAAAAUUUGCAGAUAGGAGAUUUUGUUUUUUGGCCAUCGAUAUGGGUCAGUCCAUGUGAAAACACCUUAACCCUCACAACUGACCAUCUGAGUUUUUAUUUAUUAUUUCAGAAAGUAACGUCAUUAGGCCUAGUAAACACCAUGCAAAGUGUCAGCCUUAGAUCUCCAUUAAUUUAAGAAAAUAAACUGUGAUUAAACUAUUAGAAAAAAAGAAAAUAAACUAUGAAAAUGAGUAGUUCAAUAAGUCAUUACUUUUUAACCAUUCACAAUAGAUGAUUGAUGUUUUCUGUUCUUUUUUUUUUAAAGGUACAAUAUGUCUUUAAACCAAGUCUUAACCAUGACUGUUCUUGUUGAAAAGACAAAGAAAAGACAGUUUUACUGACACUGAAACGGGUGCAUUCAGCACACUGAACACACUGAAUACCACACAACCCACCUCUGUUUUUUCAGUCAGGCAUUUAGUUUUAUUUACAUUUAUAUUUUGCUGUUUCUUCAAUUUAAAAAGUUAAGAUUUUGUACAUGUUUGAGUUAUGUCACAUUAUUAGCAACUUGAUGAGACUCAGACAGACUCUAGAAUCACUAUGUAUUUAUAUUCAGACAUAUAACGUGUAGCAUUUUGUGUGUGUGUGUGUGUUGUUUUAAUGUAUUGUUGAACUUUAGUGACCUAAAAAGGCGUGGACACUGUGUAAUUAUGCACACAUUAUAACUGAUGAUUCAUGAAUCCUAUUAAUAUCUAAAAUUGUGACAAUGAAGCUACGUUGUAUUAAGAUAUUUUUGUGUUUCAGCGACCUAAAGAGACAUUUAUACUCUGUAAAAA